AUGACUACACGAAGCUCAACCUCGUCUCGAAUCCCAUCUUCGUCACAAGGUAGGCUGCUACUUUGUUCUCAUGGUGAGAAGCCGGUGUUGCAAAUCUCGGGAACUAAGGAGAACCCAGGUCGCAGAUUUUGGGGUUGUGUCUACUUUGAGGUGCAAGAAGGCUGCAAUUUUUUUCGUUGGGCAGAUCCAGAUACAGAGGUGGAGUAUUCAGAAAUUGCUAGGAUAAGGAAGAAGCUUUCGAUGAUAAAAUCAAGAACUAAAGUGGCAGAGUGGAAGCUGAAGUUCGUUGCAGUGUUAGGGUUUUUUGGGUGGGUUGGGUUUGUAUGUUUGCUGUUGCAGAGUUGGUCUGAAGCAACGCAACAGUGUCUCAUUCCGUUGAACUUGGUAUGA
Arachis duranensis is the source of this 390-nucleotide messenger RNA. RefSeq lists its product as uncharacterized. The transcript has 2 exons. Gene Ontology annotation, molecular function: zinc ion binding. The record is from RefSeq and is a predicted model, not a curated record. The coding region runs from base 1 to 390 and encodes 129 amino acids. NCBI's taxonomy places the organism in Eukaryota, Viridiplantae, Streptophyta, Magnoliopsida, Fabales, Fabaceae.